AUGGAGAAUAUACACCAACCACCCAGCUGGUACACAACGACCCAGUACCUCAAGUUCAAGAUAGACAAGCUCUCCCAAGCUGCUGAGGCUCUCAUCACCCAAAUCCCAACAGGAUCCAUCAAUUGGCCUGCGGACCGACAACAAGUGCUGGCGUUGUUGGAGGAGAUGAGCCAGCUUGAUCUCCUCUACCUCGGCCUGCAAAACACCCUCCAGGAGGAGGCAGCUUGGGAGCAAAGCCCAGAAUACCAGCCGCGAUGGCCGUGGCCAAGAACCGACGAGCUCCUGCAGAUUAGAACCAGAGAGACGUUGGCUCAGGAGGCCAACCACUUGGAGUCGCAGAAGCGACAAAUCGACGCUUGGGUCACACGACAGGAGUCGCUGGAGGAGCAGAGGCGGCGGCAAAUGGACCAUAUCGGUCCUUUUCAGCUCGGCCCUCCGGCCCUGCGACAGGUCCAAAGAGAACCACAGCACCACCGGCUGAUGCCGGAUAACCCACAGCCUACUCGUCCGGUGGCUCAACCUCAGCCAGCUCGUCGCGCGGUUCAACCCAAGCCUGCUCGGCCCGCGGCUCAACCCCAAUCUCAGCCACGCCAGCGCCUCCCCCGCUUGGCUCCCAAGCCUGUGGUCCAGCCACACCUGCCUCAGGGGCAUCAACAAGUCCGGCAACAACAGCACCGUCAACAACAGCCCGCUGCCCCGGUUCGCCCUGCACCACUGAUGGCCUUGCAUCGCCAGGCACCACCCCAGCAGCCACCCCCCCAACAACCACAGCCUGAACAGGGACAACACCGCCGAGUGAGUUCCCUCACACAAUUUCUCAUCGACUGCGGCGCCAUUCCGGCAGAUUCUCCCUUGAUAAAGCCAGAGAAUUCUCCCGAGAUCAAGAAAGAGAGCCCUUCUCAAGUGAAGCCACAGCCGCGCGACUAA
Messenger RNA from Podospora pseudocomata, 927 nucleotides. RefSeq lists its product as uncharacterized. The record is from RefSeq and is a predicted model, not a curated record. The transcript has a single exon. Bases 1 to 927 code for a protein of 308 amino acids. NCBI's taxonomy places the organism in Eukaryota, Fungi, Ascomycota, Sordariomycetes, Sordariales, Podosporaceae.